This is a messenger RNA of Bolinopsis microptera, 2212 nucleotides long. RefSeq lists its product as uncharacterized. The record is from RefSeq and is a predicted model, not a curated record. The transcript has 17 exons. The coding region runs from base 29 to 2212 and encodes 727 amino acids. NCBI's taxonomy places the organism in Eukaryota, Metazoa, Ctenophora, Tentaculata, Lobata, Bolinopsidae.
CGAUAGAAUUAGUGUCGGCAAUGGUGAUAUGAGUAAUGACAUUCAAGCAGUGUGGCACACAUACAUCAAUUCUCAGAAGAACGAUAGCCUAAAAAGAAAUAAGAAUUUAGAGCAAUUUCUGAAAUGUUAUCAGGACCUUUAUCAGUCUUCCAAGUGUACUCUUUUGGAUCUGGCCAGUGUCCAGAGUGUGCUCAUGGAGCACUUUAUAACCGAUAUCAUGGGCCUUUGUGACGAAAAUUCGAAGGAGAGUGUCCUGGAGGAAUACCUUUUGAGCCAGCAUGGGACACUUCUUAUUGAAACAUUAUCUUUGCUCACCAAACAAUCAGAGCCUACAACCCACAUCAGUGAACUAGCUCCUUUGGUAUUGAGUCUCAUAGACUUUAUCAUGAACUGGAAUACAAAUGUUGUCAUCAGUACAGAUCUCUUUUCAACGUGCUCUUUGGACAAGUGUUUUGGUGAUGAACCAGUGUUGAUUGUGAAUACUACAAACACAGAAAUACAGACAACAAUGAAUGAAGCAGAGAAUAUAACAGCUGGGAAAAUCGUGGAAGAGAAAGAAUCCAAGAGUAACGAUACAGAAAAAGAUCCUAAAAUAGACCCAGAAAGUGAGGCUCAACAGCGAGGAUCACUCUACUUGUCCUUGUCACAUCUCCUUAACCUUGCCAACAACUUGGGUUGUGUCCAAAGAUGUACUUCAAUUCCUGAAAACAAGGUCUCAAUAAUAAUUCUAGCUCACUUGAUUGGAGUUCUGGGUCAGCAGUGUUCGGAGCAAACUGAAAAGGAGCCACCUAGAAGUCCUGUCUGUAGUGUGUUUGUAAAGCGGUCCCUACUCCUAACCAUCCUCUCUAUUGCUAAUUCUAUCCUUGUUAAAGAUGUGCUGUUGCUGGCUCAGAGUCAGUUUAUGGAUCAGAUGAUCGCUCUUGCUGACACUUGUUCUGAUGCUAACAUCAAAUCUACUCUUUUAACUGGACUCCUAAUCCUGCUGGAAAAGAGUCUGAAUCUCCCUGGCAACGACAUUACAGGAUUCUCUACCUUCUUUGCUCAAUUCUUCCUCCUGGGGUUCAAACAGUGUGCCAAUACACUCUGCAACUGCGGCGAGGUGAUGUGUGAAAAAGAAGACGACUUACUUAAAGCCAGUUCGGAGACACUGAUAACACAUCUAGCUUCACUGCACGGUGCUAUCGAGAUGAGCGAGAAAUCAGGAUUAACAGAAUACAUAGAACAAAACAGAAUUAUUGGAGACUCUGUUGACAGCACUUCCACCCCUGGCUCAGCUCUCUUCUUUACAUUCGCCCUCUCCAAUUCCGUCUUUUUACAGGAGUGUGUGUUGGAUAGUUGCCUGGAACACGGUGUAGUGUGUAAUGUGUCUCUUAAACAGACGUUCACAUUGUUGCUGUGGAACUACAAGCAGCGUCCUGAACACGUACAGUGUAAAGUGCUGUCCGGACUUGAAAAGGUAGUACUGACUGCUGAUAAGUAUGAGUUUCUCUUCCCUACCUCUCCCUCCUCCUCUCCACAAUACCAAGCUGCUGACUUCAAGGAACGAUUCAUGAACUUCUCUAAUGAUUUGUUUGAGAAGCGGAAGAAGCAGCAAAAUGCAAAUAAAUCUAUCUCCGAUCAUUGGUCCUGCUUGUCUGACUACUGCCAGGUGUUACGAGACAGUAACGAAACACUGAUCACAACAUUGGGAGAACACCUCAGCUCACUUUGUAGUAAAGGAAGUCAACAACUCAGAACUAAACUACUUAAAUACUUGUUCCUAAAAGAGAUGCGUGAUAUUGGAAACUAUUUCGCGCUACACUACACGAAAAACAGCAGUCUCAGCAGACAGCAGCACAUGUCCAAUAUAGGUAUAAGCACGAUGAUUCUGUACCGAGACCUCUGCACUCCCGAACUAAUUGUCACUACAAUAAUGCCCUCGCUGCUGCACCUUCUGGACGACGCGGACAGGAAGCUUCUCUUUCACAGCGAGUCGGGCGUGGAUAGUCUGCAGUAUCUGAUCCACCACAAGCUGACACGAACUCACGUGCUCCAGCUUUACCAGCUUCUCAUCUCCGGGGAUCAGGGACCUCCCGAGCUUAUUCCGUUUAAUAUAGAACUGUUCUAUGACUUCGAAGUCGUUUUUAUUGGCACUAUCCGUCGCGGAGUAGAGUCCGCACCCAAGGCGGAGCCGCGGAAUCCGUGCGGACUCCGGGCCGGUGCUCCCGCUUAA